Wallemia ichthyophaga EXF-994 is the source of this 2799-nucleotide messenger RNA. RefSeq lists its product as uncharacterized. The transcript is spliced from 4 exons. Bases 1 to 2799 code for a protein of 932 amino acids. Gene Ontology annotation, cellular component: mitochondrion. The record is from RefSeq and is a predicted model, not a curated record. Lineage: Eukaryota; Fungi; Basidiomycota; Wallemiomycetes; Wallemiales; Wallemiaceae.
AUGGCAAGCACGAGCAGCGCAAUCCAGCAAAUAAUAUUUCGUAAGCCUUCGCGGAAAUAUUCAACGUCUGGUUUUGAGCGCAGAUCGAUUUGGGGAAAGACUGGGAUAGAUUUGAACGGGAGCGAGAGCGGUAGCGCAGGCGACACAACCAGUGAGCGUGGCAGCAGCUCACCUGGUAUGAGAUCAAGAUCAAUUUCGAUAUCUCGUCCGCCAUCUGCUUAUUCUGCUUAUUCUGCACGGACUGCUCGGUCAGCAGCCUCAGCACCCUUAGCAACCGCGCAGAAUACAGAAAAAGAGCUGCCGAAGCCAUACGAGGCCAAUGAGGGCUCUGAGAUUAGCACUAUUAUUGAAGAUAAUGAGGACACGGAAACUAUCAACGGCGAACGUGCAAAUGGGUCUGAAAGCACAUUUAGAGCUGAAGAUGCGAGAGCCAAUGAAGCUCAGGACCAAGAUUCACAUUCAGAUUCCUCGUCUUCCUCAAAUUCACUCAGACGCAGUGCAUCCUUCAAAUCGCUAGCUCAAUCAGUUGCGUCCACAACUGACCAGUCUUUUGUCUCUGCACAGGAAAGUAUAGAAUCCAUGUCGAGUGCAGCGUCAUUCCACUCAACACCGUCGACAUUAAACAUUCAAGGGGAUGAUGAGAACGAUGCUAGCUCUGUGAGCUUGGCCUCGCAGUAUUCUCAGAGCAGCGCGAAUAACGACGAAAGAGAGGCCCUGGACGCUGCCACUGCUUUGCCUGACGUACAGGUGGACAACAGACGACAGAGUGCCGACAGCGCCAAUAAUGUUGAUGCAAACAAAGAAUCCAAGCCCAACAACAGCACUGAUACUAGCCCCGCCAAUACUGUAGUCGAUAGUAUUUUCGAUAGCACACAAAGAAGCCAUGGAAGCCCUACCUCUGAGCUGGAAUCUAACAUCAGCACAACAACAGCAGCAACUGUGACACCGAAGCAGUCGCCAACGCUGCCCCUUUCGCCAAAAAAGAGAAAUUUUUCAACUACCAGUAACGCAUCAACAGUCAGAGCAUCAAUGACCAGGAAUCUGCCAGAUGCACCAGCUGUACCAGUUACGACCGCUUUAUCAGUUGCACCAACUGCACCAACUGCACCAACUGCACCAACUGCACCCGCUACAUCUGCUACACCACCAAAAGGAAAUAGACGAAGAGUAGCAUCAACUCCGUCUAACAACAACCAAGUGAACUUUAGACGGCUCUCCACCGAUACAAGCUCAACAAAACCACCUUUACCUGAAAGACCGCAGAGUCAACUGCUGCUACCAAGCGAUUUCGUAAAAAUGCGCAAAAGUGGUGGUUCACCGAGCACUGUCGGUGAUAGUGUUGUUAGUGAGAGUACAAAGUAUCCUGCUUCGAAUGCUACAUCAACUACAAACAAGAUUCCACGCUCGGAAGCGACGAGCGCGACAACACGCAGUCGGACAUGGUCAGUUAGUGGAACUGCACUGUCUAGCAAACCUAGCGUGAAGAGACCUACGACCAGCAUAGACCAGAUGCUACCUGAUGAUGCUUUAGGUAUAGAUCGCUCAAUGCUUAGUAUCAGUGUUACAAGUGGAGCAGCUGAGAAGCUGACCAAACCAAGUAAAUCCUUCAUGGGUAAAAAGAGAAGCGCGAACUGGAGCGGAGCGCGUGGUAGAAAGCACACACAACUAUACAAACCUACGAUAACACUCGGAUUGAACAGCCACUUCAAACCACCUCAGAAAUUAGAUCCUCAUUCUGUUCUCAUCAAAGUUCAUAGCACCGCUUUGGAUAACUUUGACGCGAUGACUCUCAUGCGUGGCUCUAACGCCCAAUACAACAACAAGAACAAAAGUGGCAUGGAGGCCCCACCUGGUCCUGAGUACGGCUUCAUCCCUGGUAGAAUGGCUCUCGGACAGGUCGUAGAGGUUGGUUGGAAAGUGAAAAACAUCAAUCGCCAGUGGGUAUGGGCUUUGCUCUCUACAGAGAAGUCGGGAUGUCUUAGCGAAUACAUUGUCGUCAACCGGACUAGAGUUUCGCCGGCACCUAUCGAAAAAGCCGGUCAGGACAUUAGCAAAUUGUCUACUGUCCCUCUUAAAGCAUUUGCGGCACAAAAGCUCUCCACAUCACACAUGGCACAACUAAAACAAGGAUCACGCAUUCUUGUACUCGCCGCUAGUUCCAACCCGUACAACUCCGUAUCGACUUAUAUCAUAGAAGAGCUGAAAGAGCGUAAUUGUCAGGUAUUUGUGCAGACAACGACGCACUCCGAUUUUAACUAUGGCGUUGGAGUGUACGAGUUAGCAGGUGCAUUGAAAGAUAUCACUUCUGACCAGCUCGAGGGUAGUUUCGAGAUGGUGAUCGAUGCGCGACUUUGUUUUGACGAAAAGGAAAACAUCCAGGCUCUUGAGUGGUGCAGGAGGAUUCUAUGCAGAAAUGGCGCAUUUAUCACACUCGUUCCUGACAUGAUGGACGUCGAUCAAUCAAAACCAGUCAAGACGCGGAGUCUUUGGAGUCAAAUAGUCGGCAUGCUUUUUGGUAGUCAGUCCAGAAAGAGUUUACAGAAGGUCGUUCUCGGCGUACCUGGCGAAGACGACGUCGACCCGGCGUCAGGUAUGGAUGUGAGAGAUAUUUUGGAUGAGAUUGCUCGCAAGAUUAACAGUGGUGUUUACUCCACAUUCCUCAACGACAAGUCGCACAUUAAUGCAUAUCAGCUGGAGAAUGCCACGUCGGCAUUCCAUACUAUUGGGUUUAAUGAGAGGGGGAACCAUAUCAACAAUCAACCUUUAUCAGAUUAUGCAGUUGUUAGGAUGCGUUCUUAG